AUGGAAAUACCUACAUUUAUGAUUAUUCCCAUUGUUGUUAUUAAAACACAAAACUGGGGCUCCAGCAGGCAGCCUCGUAGCCCCAGGAUCUCUGAGCUGCUGGCCUACUUCAGCAUCCGGGAGGAUGAGGAGCCCAGCCCAGUGUCCGGUAUCGCGUUGGAGGCGGCUUGGCCCUCGCGACGCUCCGUCAUCGGUCUGUUGCCCCGGCAACAAGCGGCGAAACCGCCGGAGUUGGUGCUUGGCGGCCCCGGAAGCGUGGCCGCGGGACCUGUCGGGCUUGGUUGGGGCAUGCGGGAGCUCGGUGGGGGCAGUCUUCGGGAACUCCGGGGCGCGGAGAAACGUGAGUCGGGCAUUGGGCUCGGCCGGAGCCGGCGUGGGGGCCCGAACGCGCGGAGCCCGGCCGCCGUGGCCCGGUGUUGGCGGGAACCGCGGCGGGCGCCGGGGGACCGGCCGUCGAGUCCUCCCUGUUCCCUGCGCAUUCUGGGUCCCUUUGCUCUGCAAAGCUGGGACCAGAACAGCCGCUACUUCAAGAUGUCUGAUAUCUGUAGCUCCAAACAGGCGGAGUGGAGCUCCCAGACGUCCUACCAGCGAAGCAUGCAUGCCUAUCAGCGUGAGAAGCUGAAGGAGGAGAAGCGGAAGCAGCUGGAAGCCAGGCGGGAGAGACUGAGGCAGCUGCUGCUGGAGGAGCAGGCCCUGCUGGCCAGACAACUGGAGGAGCUAAGGCUAAACAUGGACGCGCGGGAAGGCAGACUCCGAGAGCGGCAUGGCGAUCUCAAGUCGGCCCGAGAAGAGCAAAGGAAACUGAUUGCCGAACAGCUUCUGUAUGAACACUGGAAGAAGAACAACCCCAAACUUCGAGAGAUUGAAUCAGCCCUUCACAAGGAGCACGUGAUAAACUCUUGGAAAAUGCAGAAAGAAGAAAAAAAACAGCAAGAAGCCACCCAAGAGGAAGAGAACAAACGGUAUGAAAAUGAAUAUGAAAGGGCCCGAAGGGAAGCACUGGAGCGGAUGAAAGCAGAAGAGGAGAAGAGGCGGUUGGAGGGCAAACUCCAGGCUGAGGCGCUGCUCCAGCAGGUGGAGGAGCUGAAGCUGAAGGAGUUGGAGGCCACCAAACUGAAGAAGGAGCAGGAGAAUCUGCUGAAGCAGCGGUGGGAGCUGGAGAGGCUGGAGGAAGAGAGGAAGCAGAUGGCAGCCUUCCGGCAGAAGGCAGAGCUGGGACGUUUUUUGAGACAUCAGUAUAAUGUGCAACUCAAUAGGCGUGCACAGCAGAUCCAAGAGGAACUGCACCUGGCCAGACGGGAGCAGGCCGUGGCCGAUGCGGCGUGGAUGAAGCAGGCCAUCGAGGAGCAGCUGCAGCUGGAGAGGGAGCGGGAGGCAGAGCUGCAGCUGCUGUUGAGGGAAGAGGCCAAGGAAAUGUGGGAAAAGAGAGAGGCGGAGUGGGCCCGGGAGAGGAGCGCACGAGACAGACUGAUGAGCGAGGUUCUGACCGGGAGACAACAACAAAUACAAGCAAAGCUUGAACAAAACCGACGGGCACAAGAGGAAUCCCUGAGACGCCGGGAGCAACUUAUUCGAAAUCUUGAGGAGGUCAGAGAGUCAGCUCGUCGUGAGAAAGAGGAGAGCAAAGAACUGAAAUCGGCCAGGAAACAGGAGCUGGAGGCCCAGGUUGCAGAGCGCCAGCUGCGGGUAUGGGAAGAGGACCAGCAGGAGGAAGAGGAGGAAGAGGAGGCCAGGCAGGCAGAGCAGUUCACUGACGCCUUACUGCAGCAGGAGGUGAAGACGAUGGCCAAGCAGGGCUCCUGGCCCAAGCCCUACGGACAUCCCAGAAUUGCUUGGAACUGA
This is a messenger RNA of Puma concolor (puma), 1842 nucleotides long. Lineage: Eukaryota; Metazoa; Chordata; Mammalia; Carnivora; Felidae. The record is from RefSeq and is a predicted model, not a curated record.